This is a messenger RNA of Akanthomyces muscarius, 810 nucleotides long. RefSeq lists its product as uncharacterized. The record is from RefSeq and is a predicted model, not a curated record. The coding region runs from base 1 to 810 and encodes 269 amino acids. Lineage: Eukaryota; Fungi; Ascomycota; Sordariomycetes; Hypocreales; Cordycipitaceae. The transcript is spliced from 2 exons.
AUGAACCCCGGUUCCUCACCAACAAAGAGACGCGCCGCGCUGGCCGCUCUCGACGCGAACGCGAUGACCACCUCGACACCCACAACGGGCAAGCACGCGGAUCUUGCCUCGACAUCAUCGUCCCCCCUCAAGCCGCUGUCGGCGGCCAACAGGCGAACAUCGGGGCUCCUGUCCUCGGCUCCUGUGCUGGCGCCCCCCCGGGCCCCCGGCGGAAGCAGUCCCGGCGCCCCGUCCGUGGGGAUGAAGCGUUCCUCGGGCAUCAUGGUUCUGCAGGACGCAGAGACGGCAGCAGAGGACAUGCAGCAGCAGCAGCAGCAGCAGGUACCCAAGAAGAACAAGCUGGAGCACGCCCAAGAAGCGCCCCCGAGCACGCAGAGCUCGCGGACGCACAGCCCCGACGCGAGCUCCGUCUUUGACGCCGAGGGCCAGGAGGACGCCACGUGGGUGACGACGGCCACGGACGAUGUUGGAGUGAUGGUGCCGGUGGUGGUGGCGGCGCGUCCGCCGCCGCCGCGGGUGGUCCUGACGCGAGAGCAGGCACGCGAGAAGAUCGAGAUUCUACGACUACGACUCGGGCUCGCGAGCUACAAGCUGCGGACGGGGCAGGUCUCGGUGCCGCUCGCCGAUCUCCAGGCGCGUCCCCUGCCGCCGCCGCCGGCCUCGACGGUCGAGCACACCCCGGACAACUCGCAAGGUGGCGGCAGCAGCGCGCAGGACAGCUCGCAGGAGCAGGAUGAGGAUGUAGAGGUGGUGGCCGCGACGCCGCCGCCUGCUGCUGCUGCUGCCAUGGCGGACAUGGCAUCGAGGUGA